AUGUGGAUACUAUUGUUGUUGUUACCUAUUUUAGUCUUGGGUCAAAGUCCUGAACCAGCUGUACCCGCUUCAGCUGCUCCGGCAGUCCCAGCUUCAGCUGCUCCGGCAGUCCCAGCUUCAGCGGUCCCAGCAGUACCAGCUUCAGCAGCCCCAGCAGUACCGGCUUAUGUCGCCCCAGUAGUACCAGCUUCAGCAGCUCCAGUAGUACCAGUUUCUGUAAUACCAGCAGUACCAGUGUCCGUCGUACCAGUAGUACCAUCUUCGUCAAUAACACCAAAAAUGGAAGAUCUGGUUGUAAAAGGUGCCCGUGAUGAUGAUAUUGUCACAACUACUACUACUGAGUCUUCUUAUACCGGUACAACCACAAAACCCGCACCAACUAUACCACCACGCAUCAGGAAAGUACUCAAUCAUUACCUGGUAAGUUGAUGACUUUAGCAUUAGCCUUGGUCCUAGCCCUAGCCUUAGCCUUAGUCCUAACUCUAGCCCUAGCCUUAUCCCUAGCCUCAGCGCUAGCCCCAGUCUUAGCUUUGACCUUACCUCUUACCAUAGCCCUAGCUUCAACCCUAGCCCUAGUCAUGGUCCUAGCCAUAGCCCAAGACUUGCCUCCAGAAUCUAGUUUCAGCCUUAGCCUUAAAAUCAGCCCUAGCCUCAGCCCGAGCCAUGCCCUAGCUGUAGCCUUAACUUGAGCCCUACCCCUUACCUAAUCUAUAACCCCAGCCUUAGUCUCAGCCAUAUACUUAGCCUCUAAUUUUUAGCUUAUCAUCUAAUGUUACUAUAAUAAAACAGCUUUAAAAGUAUGAUUUUAGUACACAGCCCAAGCAUUUCUGCCGUUGUCCGACGUUACAUCCUACUGCAUUCAUCAAGGAGCCAAGCCGAUGCAUAUCCCAAGUCAAGAGUAUAACGACAUAUUGACUGGUAAAUAAUUUUUAUUUUUAGAAAUUAAGGCGUGGCUCUAGUAGGCUAGGAUUGGGUAUAUGCAUAGACUCAUAUAUCUAUAAGCUAAGGCUAAUGAAAUAAAAAAUAUUUUUCCCCUUCCAGAAUACCUAUCUUCCCUACCACCAUUCAAACACUAUUCCCCUGGAUUAGCUGUCCUGAACGACGUUGCACUAGGCCUGGUCUAUGACGUCGACGCAAAAACAUUCAAAUGGCUGGACGAAGAAGUGCCUUUGAAUUACACAAACUUUUUGAAUGCAGACGAAGAAAAUGCAGCGGCCCUCCGGGCACAAGAUUCGUAUUACAUUAUGAAGUUGGAGGGCACUUCUGAUCAGCUUGGCAAAUGGGUACCGGUCACCGAGGACACGUAUGCUACCGUAUUUCUUUGCAGAAAACGGUGA
Messenger RNA from Bursaphelenchus okinawaensis, 1337 nucleotides. The record is from the annotation of a GenBank genome assembly. NCBI's taxonomy places the organism in Eukaryota, Metazoa, Nematoda, Chromadorea, Rhabditida, Aphelenchoididae.